Molecule: messenger RNA, 1865 nt
Organism: Cynara cardunculus var. scolymus (artichoke)
Lineage: Eukaryota; Viridiplantae; Streptophyta; Magnoliopsida; Asterales; Asteraceae
Product: probable serine/threonine-protein kinase At1g01540
Exons: 7
Coding region: 124-1539 (471 amino acids)
Biological process (GO): protein phosphorylation
Molecular function (GO): protein kinase activity; ATP binding
Source: RefSeq, a predicted model, not a curated record
ACUCGCCGGAACUUCAUAAAUCAUCGCCGGAGAACACUACUCAUUUUCCGGCUAAACUGAUUAUCAGUGGAGUUCAGUUCACAUACAUGAUCCUGUGUUUCUCUCUCUCUACCAACACCAAUAAUGUCGAUGUAUGAUAAAGCAUUUAUGAACAGUGAGCUGUCAAAACCUACCUCUAUAUUCGGUCUGCGGCUAUGGGUUGUGGUCGGGAUCUUCGUCGGAGCUAUCAUUGUUCUCGUACUUUUUCUCUUAUCCGUCUGCAUCACCUCCCGCCGGCGUCACUCCAACUCGAGGAAGAAACCUGAACAAACCCUAACCCCUGCAGUACCGAAAGAAAUACAAGAGCUCGUCCACCACGAUUCGUUAGCUGCGGUGGAUCACCGGAUGUCAGUACCGGAGAUCCAAAUCGAUAUAGGGAAGUCGGAACACCGUGUGGUUUUUUCCGAUCGGCAAUCGAGUGGUGAGAGUAGGGCUACAAGUAACGAUACGGCGUCGUAUGGUGGUGGUAGUGGCGGGUCGUCGUUGCCCCAAGUGUCGCAUCUAGGCUGGGGGCGGUGGUAUACCCUCCGGGAGCUUGAGGCAGCGACAAACGGAUUGUCCGAUGAGAAUGUGAUCGGAGAAGGAGGCUACGGUAUAGUGUACAGUGGUAUUUUGGGGGAUAAUACUCGUGUGGCAGUGAAGAACUUAUUGAAUAAUAGGGGUCAAGCCGAGAGGGAGUUCAAAGUAGAGGUAGAAGCAAUUGGGCGUGUUCGACACAAGAAUCUUGUUCGCCUGCUAGGAUAUUGUGUUGAAGGAGCCUACAGGAUGCUAGUCUAUGAAUACGUAGACAACAAGAAUUUGGACCAGUGGCUUCAUGGGGAUAUGGGGGAUGUCAGCUCUUUAAUGUGGGGUCAUCGUAUGAAUAUCAUCCAGGGAACUGCAAAGGGUUUGGCAUAUCUUCACGAGGGUCUUGAACCAAAGGUAGUCCAUCGGGAUAUUAAAUCCAGCAAUAUAUUACUUGAUCGUCAAUGGAACGCUAAAGUUUCCGACUUUGGACUUGCUAAGCUUUUGGGUUCAGAUACAAGUUACGUGACAACUCGUGUGAUGGGAACUUUUGGCUACGUUGCACCAGAAUACGCCUGCACGGGUAUGUUGACCGAGAAGAGUGAUGUAUAUAGCUUCGGAAUACUUAUUAUGGAGAUACUUACGGGAAGAAAUCCAGUAGAUUACGCUCGACCACAAGGGGAGGUGAAUUUAGUGGAAUGGUUGAAGACGAUGGUUGGAAACCGUAAAUCUGAUGAGGUGGUUGAUCCUAAGUUGCCCGAGAUGCCGUCUUCAAAGGCAUUAAAACGUUUACUGUUGGUGGCUCUUCGGUGUGUAGAUCCGGAUGCACAAAAGCGGCCUAAAAUGGGGCAUGUACUUCAUAUGCUUGAAGCCGACGACUUGCUACUUCCCACUGAAAGAAGAGAUUCUUCCCGUUCCAAUCGUAGAUUACUCGAUAAACAAUCCAUCGAUAGGGAUUCAGAUACGAGUGAAGGCGAUAGCAGCCGAUGGAGGUAACACAAGAAUCGAAUUUGAUCGAGGUCUCGAAUUCUCUCUCAAGUUGAUUACUCCAUCCGUCCCAAAAUAAGUGUUCAUAUUGAAAAAGACAGACGGUUUUAGAAAAGUGUAAUUAUUACACUUUUUAAUGAAUUAAAUGACAGUUUUACCCUUGAUAACAGAGGGAGUAGUUAAUUUCUCCAUCUGAUAAUUAAGGGUAGAACGGAAAAAUGCGUAAGUGUACACUUAUUUUAGGACGAAUCGAGUAUUUAUUAACCAUUUUUUCAUUUUCUUUGUAUGUAAUUUCAAAAAAUUUAUAAUUUAUGAUCAUUCUUUUGUUUGAUGCC